GGGACAGGCAGCACCAUGAGGGGGAAGAACACCUCCUCCUGGAGGGGAGCCGCCGAGAAGAGGAGCAGCACCAGCUGAGCCACUCAGAAGAGGAGGAGGAGGAGCGGAUGGAUGCCAGCCUGGGAUCAGACAGCAGCAGCAGCAGCAGCAGCAACCCUCCUCCGACCGGGACCAGCUCCCAGUUUAAUCAUUAUUAUGGGAAUGGAAGAGGAGGGCCUUGCUUUGAUCAACAUGGCGGACAACAAAGCCCCGGGACUGGGGUAACAACAGCGGCGCACACGGUACACGGCACCAUGGACCAGGUCCACAACUCCCACGACGGCUACAGGAACAACAGCCCGUACAACCACUACCCGAACUACCGAGCGGGCUACGGGAGCGGCGGCUACGCGGGCAUGAUGAGCCCCUCACGGCAGGGGAACAGCCUGAUGGGCCCGGCCGCUGCUAGCCCGGCCAAGGCGGUUAUGGCAGCCGCCGGCUCCCCGGCUGGAGCCGGGGGAGGAUUUCAGCGGUUUCCCGGACAGGGUCAGCAGCACCCUUCGGGGGCCACGCCGACUUUAAACCAGCUUUUGACGUCUCCGAGCCCGAUGAUGCGCGGCUACGGAGGCGGAUAUUCAGAUUACAGUAAUCCCGCUGCACAGCAGCACCAGUCGGCCGUGGGGCCGGCGGAAGACACGGGCUCCCAGUACGGCUCCGCAGCAGCUCACGGCUGGGGAGGACAGCAGAGGAGUCACCCGGGGAACAACGGAUCGAACAGCGGCAGAUCUCAGGUGCCGCCCAUGGACCCGAUGGCGAUGAAGCGCUCUCAGCUCUAUGGAAUGGGCAACAGCCCGUAUUCCCAGCAGCAGGGGGCGCCGUACCCCGGGCAACCCUACAGCUCCCCGCCCCCCCACAGAUACCCGAUGGGAAUGUCUGGCAGGGGGCAGAUGGGAAUGGGCGGGAUGCAUUACCCUCAGCAGCAGAUGGGCUCUCAGUACGGCCCGCAGCAGCAGAACCUGAGCAGCUACAGCCAGCCGGGUCAGCCAGCGUACUUCAGCCCCCCCCAGCAGCAGCCGGCCGCCCCCAGCCAGCCUCCCUACAUGCAGCCCUGCCCUCUGCCGCCACAGGAGGCGCCGCAGGAGGCGUACGGGGGGCGGGGCAAGUCCGCAGCAAUGACUCCUGGGAAACCCAACCACGAGGACAUGAGUCUGAGCCAGCAGGAGAGGCCGUCCAGCCUGCCGGAUCUCUCCCGCUCCAUCGACGACCUGCUCACCGGCACAGAGGCGCCAGUGAGUUCAGGGGCCUCCGGUUCUGGCAGCACUCAGGGAGACCAGGGGACUCCAGGGGCCCGCUCGCCUUUCUCCCCCCACGUCUCUCCACGCCUCCCCCCUCCGGCUCGAACGGCACCCUCUCCCUCCCCGUCGCUGUCCCCCGCCGGGUCCCGCUCGGGGCCCCUGUCCCCCACCAGCACCGGUGGACCAGGCUCUCAGGUGGCCCCCCAGGUCUCUGGUCCCGGAUCAGAUGCUGGUUCUCAUUCCUCCCAGUCGGCCAUGACUCCAGACAGAGGUUUCCCUCCCUCCAUGCAGCGCAGCACCCAGGGUUCCCACUUUGGGCCCUCGCCCAUGUCUCCUCACCACACACCUGCGGGCCCCAUGCACCACAGCUCCUACCAGCAGGGCAGCCACUCCUACGGGCCCCCAGGUAACUACCCCCGGCCCCCCCACUACGGCGGGACACCCGCUGCCGGCUACAGCAGCCCGGCCCCGGGGCCCGGCCUGGCUAAUAACAUGGGGCUGCACACCACGGGCCCCAUGCACGGUCAGGGCCCCUCCACGCCAUCAGGCCGUGGCCCCGGGCCUGGAGCCGGAGGCCGCCUCUACACCGCUGGACCUGGCACCGUGGCCCCCACCUCCCCAAACAUGCCUCAAGCUGCAGGCCAGGGCAUGGGGCCCCCGGGGCCCAAUGCCAGCUGCAAGCCGCCUGAGAUGGGACCGAACGCCAACUCCUCACUCAGCGCUCAGAGCAGGCAGGGCGGCUACUCAGCAAUGACCCAGAUGGGCGGUUCUGCCGGUCCCUACAGCCUGCAGCCAGGCAGCAACUCUGGCAGGAUGACCCCACAAGGAGCCCUCUACGCCGCUCCAGGUUUAGGGAUGAUGGCAGCAGACGGGAUGGGUCCUCACGGAGAACUAAAGCAGCGGAUCGAGCUCAGAGAGGCCGUCGGUGCCGCUGCCGAUCCGACUAAACCCAAGGACAGCUACAGCUCCCAGUGUGUGGCGCCGGCCCCCACGGCCCCCUGCCCCAUGUCCCCCAGCUCAGCCAGCGUGUCGUCCUGCGUGGGCGAGGACAGCGACGGCAUCAGCAGCCCCGCCUGGCUCAGGACUCCGCCCAGCCCGAAGCCCAAUGCAGCCACCAUGACCAACGAGAAGAUCACCAGGCUGUAUGAGAUGGGCUCCGAGCCGGAGAGGAGGCUGUGGGUGGACCGCUACCUCUCCUUCAUGGAAGAGAGGGGCACGCCGGUGCCAAACCUGCCGGCGGUCGGGAAGAAGCCUCUGGACCUGUGCCGGCUCUACCUGGCCGUCCGGGAGAUCGGAGGCCUGGCCAUGGUGAACAAGAACAAGAAGUGGCGCGAGCUGUCGUCUCUGCUGAGCGUGGGAACGUCGAGCAGCUCGGCCAGCUCCCUGAAGAAGCAGUACAUCCAGUACCUGUUCGCCUACGAGUGCAAGAUGGAGCGGGGGGAGGAGCCUCCGCCCGACGACGCCAGGAAGCCCGCAGCCCUGCAGGCCAAGGUCCAGCCGCCGUCUCCAGCCAAUUUAGGGUCCCUGCAGGGCCCCAGCACCCCUCAGUCAGGCAGCAGCUCUCUCACCGAGGCCCCUGUAGACCUGAAGCCGCCGACCCGUUCUUCCACCCCGCACAACCAGAUGGGCCCCCAGUCUGGACACAGGACCAUGGGAGGAGUCAGCGUCCAGGACCCGUUUUCAGAAGGCAGCGAUCCAGCUUUUCACAGCAAGCGAGGCCCCGGCCCCGGCGGGGGGCCCUACCAGCAGGGAGGGGGUCCAACAGAGCCGACGAUGCGGAUGCAAUAUGAUGCAAUCAAAGACCCGUACGGAGGUCCGAGGAAAGGUCCAAUUCCAGGCGAGGCCUUUAAUCAGAGUCAGAUGCCCAGUGGUGCAAUGCAGGACAUGUACCCCCGCGGACCAUCCUCUGGCCCCUUAUCCUCCGGCAUGGGACCCAGACCGCAGUACCCUUACAGCCCCAGCUACGAUCGCAGGUUGGACCAUGUGAUGGGUCCAGAGGGAGGCAUGGUGCCCGCUGGAGGUCAGAACAGCAUGGCACCAUCCACGAACGAGGCCAGCAUGUUUCCCCCCAAUAGAUACCCCCACCAGAGGCAUGGACACGAUGGUUUUGGUCAGCAGUAUCCUCACGGUAUGGCCUACAGUUCCCAUCAGCCCCUUUACCCUCAGCAGCAGGGCUACAAGCGGCCCAUGGAGGGCGUGUUCCCGGCUGCCAAGCGUCACGAGGGCGAGGCCUUCGCCGUGCAGCAGUACAGCUCCCAGCAGCCGGACCCUUACGGCCCCUACGCACCCGGCGCCGGGGGCUACACGGGCCCCGAGCGCCGGCCCGUCCCCGGACAGUAUCAGUAUCCGUACGGCCGGGACCGGCAGGGCCCCCCGCCGCAUGGAGUGAUGGGUUCCGGCCCUGCGGCGGUGCCUGGGGGCCCCGGUGAGGGGCCACAGCCAAACGUGUGGCCCCCGAGGACAGAUGUGGGCUACACAUACAACCGGCAGGGCCAGGGGCCCCCCUUCCCUGCCAUGAACAGAGCGGACGACCAGGAGGGCAGGCCCCCCCAGGACACCCAGUGGCCCCCCGGGCACCUAAACCAGCGCCAGCCCCCCUUCCCCCCCCACUCUUCCUCCUCCUCUUCCUCUUCCUCUGUUCCCCUCCUCACCUCCAGGCAGCCCGCCUCCUCCUUCCAGGCCACGCCCCCCAUCCCCAAUCACGUGACUCGCUCUCAGAGCCCCUCGUCUUUCCCCCGGCCCCCACUGGGCUCCCUGUCCCCCAACGGCGGCCCUUACCUGUCCGCCGUGAAGAAGCCAGGGCUGCCCGGGCCCCCGGCGGGGCCCCCGGCCGCCCAGGGCCUCCCCCUGGUGUACAGAGAGGUCACCUUCCCGCCGGGCUGCGUGGAGUCAACGCAGCCCAAGCUGAAACCGCGGCGCCGACUCACAGCCAAGGACACAGGAACCUCGGAGGCGUGGCGAGUGAUGAUGUCACUGAAGUCGGGCCUGCUGGCGGAGAGCACGUGGGCGCUGGACACCAUCAACAUCCUGCUGUAUGACGACAGCACCGUGGGCUCCUUCAGCCUGACGCAGCUGCCGGGGUUCCUCGAGCUCAUCGUGGAGUUUUAUCGCCGCUGCCUCAUCCAGAUGUUCGGCAUCCUGCAGGAGUACGAGGUCGGCGCCGAGGGCCGGAGGACCCCCCCGUGCCCCCCCGCCGCCGCCGCCGAGCCGAGGGAGGCGCCGCCGCCGCAGGAGUCCCGCCCUCAGCAGAGCAGCAAGUACGACAAGCGGCCUGUGAGGGUGGAGGAGGCGGGGGAGGGCUGGGAGGAGGUGGAGGAGCGCUGGGCCCGGCUGAGCCGACCCAACGGCUUCGCCAGCGGCCUCCUGCACUGGAGGGCCGGCGGGGGGGACUCCACCGCUCACAUCCAGACGCACUUUGAGCCCCGAGGCGGAGACUUCAGCCCGCCGCGCCCGGAUGAGGAGGAGGAGGAGGAGGAGGAAGAGGAGCAGCCCAAUGAACCAGGAGGCUCCCCAUCUGAGGUCAAAGGUCGGCGCUGGGCUCCAGCCGGGCCUCGCAGUCACAUCAGCCCCCUGGAGGACGAGCCCCGCUGCUGGGACGAGGCGCCGCUGUCCACCGCCGAGCCCUGGCAGGACUCUCUGGCCAAGCGCUGCGUCUGCGUCUCCAACAUCGUCCGCAGCCUCUCCUUCGUUCCCGGCAACGACGCCGUGCUGUCGCGCCACCCGGGCCUGGUGCUGAUCCUGGGCCGGCUGGUGCUGCUGCACCACCGCCACCCGCGGAGGAGGCGGGCGGCGCCGGCGUACCAGGAGGAGCGGGGCCGGGCCUGCAGCCGGGACGAGUGGUGGUGGGACUGCCUGGCGGCGCUGCGGGAGAACACGCUGGUGACGCUGGCCAACGUGUCGGGCCAGCUGGACCUGUCGCAGUACCCGGAGGACGUCAUCCUGCCCGUCCUGGACGGCCUGCUGCACUGGAUGGUGUGUCCGUCCGCCGAGGCCCAGGACCCGCUGCCGGCGGCGGCGGCGGGCGGCUCGGCGGCGGCGGCGCUGUCGCCUCAGCGGCUCGUCCUGGAGUGUCUGUGCAAGCUGAGCAUCCAGGACUGCAACGUGGACCUGCUGCUGGCCACGCCCCCCUACGCCCGCCAGCGGCAGCUCUUCGCCGCGCUGGUGCGCCUGGUGGGCGAGAGGCGGAGCCAGGUGUGCCGGGAGAUGGCGGUGGCGGUGCUGUCCAACCUGGCGCAGGGCGACGCGGCGGCGGCGCGGGCCGUCAGCCUGCAGAAGGGCAGCGUGGCGACGCUGAUCGGCUUCCUGGAGGACAGCCUGGCCGUGGCUCAGUACCAGCAGAACCCCCACGCCGCCGCCGCCGUGGCGCCGCCGCCGCCGGAGCCGCCCAGCAUCAACAUGAUGUGCCGCGCCGCCAAGGCCCUGCUGGCCGUGGCGAGCGUGGAGGAGAACCGCGGCGAGUUUGUUCUGCACGAGAGCCGGCUGCUGGACAUCUCGCUGUCGUCAGCCCUCAACUCGUCGGUGGCGGCCGUCAUGUGCGAGGUUCUGUUCAAGCUCAGCCGCUCGUGACCCGCAGAGCGCCACGGAGCGCGCUCAGUGGCGCCGCGCUGGCUGGCGCCGCUUCUAUUUUUAUUUAAAGAACAGAGAAGUUUUUACGUACAAAUGAAAAUAUAUAUAGAAUAUAUAAAGCUCCUCCGUUUCCAUCCACAGAUGUUUAUUUGGGGUUUUUAAGUAAUUUUAAUACAAAAAAAAAAAUAUUUAAUACUUUUUUAUUUUUUAAAAUUCCUUGUGUGUUUUUUUUUCUUUAGUUUGAACCAAAAUGAGUUUGAACCUUCGGGUCCGGCUCCCUUUUUUCUUUCUUUCGGUUUGCAGGGCUGCUCUGUGUGGGCGGGGCUUGUCACGUGUGGGCGGGGCUUGUCGUGUGUGGGCGGGGCCAGAGGUUGUAGAUAAACGUGUUCUGACAGAGGAAGCACUGAUGUUCAGUCGUGUUCUUUGUUCUGGUGCAAUAAGUUGGGUUUUUUUUGGGGGGGCCGUUUUUUAAAUGUGAAUUUUUGAACCAUCAGUGUUUGACGUUCGCUUCGCCGCCGCAGCAUCAGCAGCCGCCGCCGCAGCAUCAGCCGCCGCCGCAGCAUCAUCAGCGUCCCAUUCUGGUUCCGAGGACUUUCACGUCUGCGCCACAUUUUAAAUCCAGAUCUCCAGCAUCAUCCUCCUGUAAAUAAACGAUGUGCAUCAGAGCUCCAGCAGAGGGCGCCGGUCACAGCGGGCCGCUCUGGUGCGUUUGAUUCGACGGACUGCAUGUACAGGCUUUUGGGUGGGGGGGGGGGGGGUUUACUGACGCCACUUCAGAAAACGGUUGUAAACAAAUGUAAAGAGAGAAGAAGGACUUUGUUUCUUCUGUAUGAGAUCUUUAUAUGUUCCACCACAUGUUAAAUAAUAAAUGUACAUGAACUCCUGUUGAGCACUGUGA
Fundulus heteroclitus (mummichog) is the source of this 6738-nucleotide messenger RNA. RefSeq names its product AT rich interactive domain 1B (SWI1-like) (gene arid1b). Gene Ontology annotation, biological process: positive regulation of DNA-templated transcription; chromatin remodeling; regulation of transcription by RNA polymerase II. Gene Ontology annotation, molecular function: nucleosome binding; DNA binding. Gene Ontology annotation, cellular component: nucleoplasm; SWI/SNF complex; nBAF complex. The transcript is spliced from 22 exons. The coding region runs from base 108 to 5840 and encodes 1910 amino acids. NCBI's taxonomy places the organism in Eukaryota, Metazoa, Chordata, Actinopteri, Cyprinodontiformes, Fundulidae. The record is from RefSeq and is a predicted model, not a curated record.